AUGUGGCGGCUGCCGGGACUCCUGGGCCGAGCUCUUCCCCGUCUCCUGGGACCUGGCUUUCGUGGGGUGACCCCCAAGUCCUCCAGCCCAGAUGGUCCUCAGGCUACCUCCUCCAACCUGCUGGUUCCUGUGCCCAGUUUUGACAGGUCCAGCCCCCACUGCCCUGGCCCAGGCACAAGCAGGGGCCCAAAGUCCCAUGGAUGGAAGGAUGCCUUCCAGUGGAUGUCUCCUCGUGGCUCCCGGAACACAUUGUGGGAUGCCAUAUCAUGGGGCACUCUGGCCGUGUUGGCCCUGCAGCUGGCGAGGCAGAUCCACUUCCAGACGUCGCUUCCAGCAGGACCUUGGCGAGUGGAGCACUGCUCUUGGUACAGUCCGCUGGACCGCUUCCUCUCAUCUCCCUUGAGGCACCCUUGUUCCUCACUGCGGAGACACAUUCUGCCUAGCUCUGAUAGCCCAGCUCCCAGGCACACUGGCCUCGGGGAACGCAGACUGGGCCAGGAAGAACCCUCCACUCAGCCCAAGAGCAUCUCUUCACCCAGCUCCUUGAGAGCAGCUAGGCAUCAGGAUCCCUCUGAGGAAGAUCCCAGUGACAUCAGCUUCCUGCACGCCAGCAGUAGCUUCAAGUCCAACCCGAAGCCGGCCCAACCUCAGCCCACUGACGAAAAGCAGGAACAAGAGAAAUCAAAAAGUCUUUCCCUCGAGGAGGCCGUGACCUCCAUUCAUCAGCUCCUCCAGCUCAGUGUUUCCAUCGCUUUCAACUUCCUAGGGACAGAGAACAUGAAGAAUGGGGACUACAUGGCAGCCUUUUCUUACUUCCAGAAAGCAGCGGACCGUGGCUACAGCAAAGCACAGUACAACGUAGGCUUGUGUCACGAGCAUGGCAGGGGCACCCCCAGGGACCCCAGCAAGGCAGUCUUUUAUUACCAAUUGGCUGCCAGCCAGGGCCACAACCUUGCUCAGUAUCGCUAUGCAAGGUGCCUGCUGCAAGACCCUGGCUCCUCAUGGGACCAUGAGCGGCAGAGGGCAGUGUCCAUGCUGAAGCGGGCUGCAGACUCAGGCUUACGGGAGGCUCAAGCUUUCCUCGGGGUGCUUUUUACCAAGGAGCCCUACGUUGACGAGCAGAGAGCUGUGAAAUAUCUUUGGCUUGCAGCCAACAAUGGGGACUCACAGAGCAGAUACCACUUGGGAAUUUGCUAUGAGAAGGGCCUUGGGGUACAGAGGAGUCUGGGAGAGGCCAUGAGAUGUUACGAGCAGUCAGCAGCUCUGGGGAACACGCCCGCCCAGGAGAGGCUGCGGGCCCUCUUCUCCACGGAGGCAACAGCCCCAGCACCCAGCGACCUAGCAGUGAGAGGACUGAAGUCGUUUUCUAGCCCCUCUCUCUGCAGCCUGAACAGGAGCCUGCUGGCAGGAGCCUCUUGCCUGCCACACGCCUCCAGCACAGGGAACCUUGGCCUCCUCUGUAGAAGCGGGCAUCUCCGAGCCAGCCCUGGAGCCCCCAGCAGGGCCAUCCCCCGACACCCCUACCCCUUGGAAAGGAGUCUCGUCAGACUGGGUUUUGGCUAA
Molecule: messenger RNA, 1563 nt
Organism: Rangifer tarandus platyrhynchus (Svalbard reindeer)
Lineage: Eukaryota; Metazoa; Chordata; Mammalia; Artiodactyla; Cervidae
Source: the annotation of a GenBank genome assembly